Drosophila persimilis is the source of this 1392-nucleotide messenger RNA. It is a transcript of the gene Idgf2, whose product is annotated as chitinase-like protein Idgf2. The transcript is spliced from 3 exons. The record is from RefSeq and is a predicted model, not a curated record. Gene Ontology annotation, biological process: chitin catabolic process; carbohydrate metabolic process. Bases 19 to 1338 code for a protein of 439 amino acids. Lineage: Eukaryota; Metazoa; Arthropoda; Insecta; Diptera; Drosophilidae. Gene Ontology annotation, molecular function: chitin binding. Gene Ontology annotation, cellular component: extracellular region.
CUUCGCUGCGGUUGUGUAAUGAAGCUGUUGUUGUGGCUCUCGUCUGUCGCGUGCCUCCUUGUGGCUGGCACUGAGGCGGCCUCCAAUCUGGUCUGCUACUAUGACUCCUCCAGUUAUGUGAGAGAAGGCCUGGGCAAGCUGCUCAAUCCCGACCUGGAGAUCGCCCUGCAGUUCUGCACGCAUCUGGUGUACGGCUAUGCGGGCCUGCGGGCGGACAACUACCAGGCGCACAGCCUCAACGAGAACCUGGACAUCUACAAGCACCAGUACUCCGAGGUGACCUCGCUCAAGCGCAAGUAUCCCCACCUGAAGGUGCUGCUGAGUGUGGGCGGCGAUCGCGACAUCGAUGUGGAGCACCCCAACAAGUACGUGGAGCUGCUGGAGGGCGAGAAGGUGCGCCAGGUGGGCUUCAUCCAGUCGGCCUUUUCGCUGGUGAAGAACUACGGCUUCGAUGGCCUGGAUCUGGCCUACCAGUUCCCCAGGAACAAGCCGCGGAAGGUGCACGGGGACGUGGGCUCCGCCUGGAAGAGCAUCAAGAAACUGUUCACCGGCGACUUUGUCGUGGAUCCCCAGGCCGCUCUGCACAAGGAGCAGUUCACGGCCUUUGUGCGGGAUGUCAAGGACUCGCUCCGGCCCGAUGGCCUGCUGCUCAGCCUGACGGUCCUGCCCAACGUGAACUCCACAUGGUACUUUGAUAUACCCGCCCUGAACGGCCUGGUGGACUUUGUGAACCUGGCCGCCUUUGAUUUCAUCACGCCCGCCCGCAAUCCCGAGGAGGCCGACUUCACGGGGCCCAUCUACCAUCCAGAGUCGAAGGAUCGUCUGGCCCACUACAAUGCCGAUUUCCAGGUGAACUACUGGCUCCAGCAGGGCUUCCCCUCCAGCAAACUGAACCUGGGCGUCUCCACCUACGGCAAUGCCUGGAAACUGACGCCCGAAUCGGGUCUGGACGGUGUCCCAGUGGUGCCGCACACCGAUGGUCCCGCCAAGGAGGGCUCCCAGUCCCAGAAGCCGGGUCUCCUCAGCUACGCGGAGAUCUGUGGCAAGCUGACGAAUCCCCAGAACCAGUACCUCAAGGGCAACGACUCCCCGCUGCGCCGUGUCACCGAUCCCACGAAACGCUUCGGCACCUACGCCUUUCGUCCCGUCGACGGGGCCGUCACCGAGGGCCUCUGGGUGAGCUACGACGAUCCCGACGGCGCCUCCAACAAGGCGGCCUAUGCGCGGGUCAAGAACCUCGGGGGCGUGGCCCUGUUCGACCUGAGCUACGACGAUUUCCGCGGACAGUGCACUGGCGACAAGUAUCCGCUGCUGCGCGCCGUCAAAUACCGUUUGUAAAUGCUUUUCGGUGGAGAUAUUUUAGUACUCGAAAUAAAUAUUUACCCAACACUG